Messenger RNA from Corticium candelabrum, 1524 nucleotides. RefSeq lists its product as uncharacterized. The transcript has 2 exons. The record is from RefSeq and is a predicted model, not a curated record. The coding region runs from base 74 to 1282 and encodes 402 amino acids. Lineage: Eukaryota; Metazoa; Porifera; Homoscleromorpha; Homosclerophorida; Plakinidae.
GCCCGAUUAGUAGGCGUGUGUUUUGGCACGCGCGCUACCUUAAUAUAAUUCGUUCAGUCAGUCAAACGCAGAAAUGCAUAUGGUGUCUACGAGAAGAGCGUCAAGCAGGAGAAGAUGUCGCAUCCACCCUUCAUUUCUUCGUCGGCAGCUGCAGCGGCGGGAAACCUGGACUACUUUAGCGUUGCUUUUAGUUCUGGUCAACUCUGCUUCUCCAGAACGACAGAUAUGGAGCUACCCCAGGUCAAGUGACUGGUGGGACUUUGUCGUGCAGAGGACAUUCUCUGCACGUGACUGGAAAGAAAAUUUUAGAAUGUGUAGAGAGACGUUUUUGUAUUUGUGUGAGAAGUUGAGGCACGAGAUAGAACCUGAGGUGACACAUUUAAGAGCCUCUAUCUGCAUUGAGAAGCGAGUCGCAGUCACAGUCUGGUACUUGGCAACAAACGUGGAGUACCGUACAAUAUCCCACCUGUUUGGCAUUGGCAGAUCAACUGUCUGCUCCAUUGUUCACAGUACGUGUCGAGCUAUCGUUCAUUGUCUUAUGUCUGGUUACAUCACGUUUCCUACUGGAGAAAUGCUAACAGAUGUAGUAAAGGGAUUUUCCCAGUCCUUCAAUUUUCCCCAGUGUGCAGGAGCAAUUGAUGGAUGUCACAUUCCAGUUUCUCCACCAGCGCUCAAUCACACCGACUACUAUAACAGAAAGGGAUGGUACUCCGUGAUUUUACAGGCUGUUGUAGAUCAUAAAUAUCUGUUUCGGGAUAUAAAUGUUGGCUGGCCAGGGAGUGUGCACGAUGCAAGGGUCUUGGCCAAUUCCUCUAUAUUUCAGAACGCAGAAAGUGGAUUGAUAUUGAAUGAACAGCAGAAAGAAAUUGAAGGGUGCACCAUACCUGUGUUUCUUGUUGGUGAUUCUGCUUAUCCCCUGAAGAAUUGGCUCCUUAAACCGUUUCCACAUAAUGACCACCUGACUGACGAAAAGAAGAACUUUAACUAUCGAAUUUCAAAAGCUAGAAUAGUUGUGGAGAAUGCGUUUGGUCGCCUGAAAGCUCGAUGGAGGCGUUUAAUGAAAAAGAACGACAUGCAAAUUAGGCAUGUCCAGCAUGUUAUAGCUGCCUGCUGUGUCCUCCAUAAUGUGUGUGAAAUACAUGGGGAUUCAUUUGAUGAUGACUGGAUGGAAGAGACUGAUUUGCAACUUCAACAUGCUGAAACGCACACUGUCAGAGAUACUGUCAAUGAUCGUACAGCAGCAAUUCGAGAGACUCUAGUUUCACACUUGGCAAAUAGUUAAUUAAUUAAUUAGUGAAGUAGGUGUGAUGUGGUCUUCCAAUCUAUUUUCUCGAAUUUAACUUCACUGAACACUGUAACUUGAUUGAACUGUCUGUCUGUCUGUUUCUCUCGCUGUCCGUCUGUCUGUAUUUGAGGUCAAGAAUCUCAGUAAUAUCAUUAAUUAACAAAGAACAACUGAAAAGUCAGAUCUAUUCUUGUUGGGAAGGCCUGUAAGGACCACUGUCUUCCAGCAAUUUGGAAAAG